Messenger RNA from Paramecium sonneborni, 1294 nucleotides. The record is from the annotation of a GenBank genome assembly. Lineage: Eukaryota; Ciliophora; Oligohymenophorea; Peniculida; Parameciidae.
GUAUAUUAAUGCACAAAAGCCCUCUUCUAAAGGAAAAUAUCCGAUUAAAUAAUAAUCAAAGACCAACUUAUUUGAGCAAAAGCAAAUUAAAAACAUCUUCUUUAGAAAAAAACUCAAAUUCAAACCGAUCAUUAUUAAACGAAAUUUAAAACUAAACUCCAAAUUAACCUAAAAAAAAUACAUCUACAUAACCAUCUGAUCAAAAAUUACAUAAUUGUAUUUAGAUAAAUUAUAAAAGAAGGUUAAAUUCUGAAAUCACUUAUGAAAAUAUAAAAUAGAACCAAUCCAAUAUUAACUUAAUAGAAUUGCUAUGCUGGCAUAAAAUUGAACUUUAAUAAUUACUUAUGUAAUAUUAUAUAUUUAUAUAAACAAGCGAAUGAAGAAAAAAGAAUAAAUACAAAUCAAUACAAUUCGUUAAAUUAAACAGUUUAACCAUCCCCUAAAGCCAAAACAAUUUCAUUAUCCACAUAUACAGUAAAUUCAGUAAUUUAUUAAUAGAGUACUUAAAGUCCAGAAGUUAGAGAAAAAGAGAUGAGAUAAGAGAAAAUUACUUCAUUUAAAUAGUUAAUUCAAUAAACAAAAUAAAGUUUAGAGAAAAUGAAAAUAUAAGAUAUCAAACAUUCUAUUGAUAAUAUUUUCGAUAGUACUAUUCAACCAUUACUUUAAUUAAAAGUACUGAAUAUUUUUAUUAAAUUAGAAUGAUGUUAUAAAAUAAAUUGAGAAAUGUAUUAAUGCUGAACAAUAUUAAAUUCGAUCAACUAUUGAUUCAUUAAAGAAAAUGGAAGAUGAUAUCUUAUCUAAUGAAUUCAAUAUCAUAGAAUAUAUGACGAUGGGACCUUUUAAUGAGAUUAUGUCAAUUUAUUAAAAGAGGUUUUAAGAACAUUCUAUUUUCACUUAAUAAUUAACUUAAUAAGAACUUGUAAUAAAUUAAUUUUAAAAAUUGCAUGAUAAUUUUACUUAAUAAAAUUAAUUGUUAUGUAAGUAAUUAUAACAGUCUUUUUAAACAUAUUUAUCUUUAUUUAUUUCCUUUUAAAAUAAGGAGGACUUUUAUGAAUUGAAAGAUAAUAAUAACGUUCAUUAAUAUACUUAAAGCAAUAAUUAAUAUACAUAAGAGAAUUUAUUUUAAACUUGUGAAACUAACAAUUCUAUUGAUGAAGAUUAAGUCAUCAUGAAGGAUUAAUAAGUUGUAAGAAUUCCGGAUAAGACAUCUUAAUUUACUUAAUUACUCAUGAUGAAAGGAUUAAAUAAUUCUAAAAAAGUGAUUUUAGCAGAAUCACCACAAUUCAAAAAUUGA